AUGUCUCAGCAGAAUAUUUUGGCAGCUAGUGUUUCAGCGCUCUCUCUUGAUGAAUCUACUGUGCAUACGGGCGGAGCAUCUUCCAAAAAAAGUAGAAGACCUCACAGAGCAUAUCAUAACUUUUCCUCGGGCACUGUUCCUACUUUGGGCAAUUCACCCUACACUACACCCCAAUUGAAUCAGCAGGAUGGUUUUCAACAACCUCAAGCCUUUACCCCUAAGCAAUUUGGUGGCUUCAACAACGGUUCGGGUUCCGUUAUGUCCACGCCUGUAAUGGUGAGUCAAGAGCGAUUCGGUGCGAGUGAGGCCUCCUCGCCAUAUGGUCAAUCUAUGCUUGAUAUGACAGCGCCUCAACCUACAUCUCACAUUGUUCCAACUCAAAGAUUUGAAGAUCAAGCUCAAUAUUUACAACGAUCUUUCGAAACUUGUAGAGAUUCUGUUCCGCCCUUGCCGACCACCCAGUUUUAUUGUGUUGACCAAGGUUCAUGUGAUCCGCACUUGAUGAGUUUAUCCAUGUACAACAUCCCCGAAAGUGAACACUUGAGAGCCGCCACGAAGCUACCACUUGGAUUAACCAUCCAACCAUUUUCCACUUUGACACCGAAUGAUGCAGAAGUUCCCACAAUUCCAUUACCAAUGGAUGGUACGCCUUUGCGUUGUAGACGUUGUCGUGCGUAUGCUAAUCCUAAAUUUCAGUUCACUUAUGAUUCAAGUGUUAUUUGUAAUAUUUGUAGAGUUAAGAUGCAAGUUCCAGGUGAGCAUUUUGCGCCCAUGGGUCCCAAUGGGCAACGAAGUGAUUUGAACGAAAAAUCAGAGUUAUUGCACGGAACAGUCGAUUUCUUGGUGCCAAGUAUUUACAAUGCUAUUCAGGAGAAGGAGCUUUUACCACUACACUACGUGUUUUUGAUUGAUGUUUCAUUGUUAGCUAAUGAGAACGGAAGUUCUUUAGCCAUGGUGGAAGGUGUCAGGUCAUGUAUUGAGUAUAUUUCAGAUUUCCAGCCAAAUUGUGAGGUUGCUAUAAUCGUUUAUGAUAAUAAGUUGCGGUUCUUUAAUUUGAGACCAGAUUUAGAUAAUGCACAAGAGUACAUUGUAAGUGAAUUGGACGAUGUUUUCUUACCAUUUUAUAAUGGAUUAUUUGUUAAACCCGGAAACUCGAUGAAAAUCAUUAAUGACACAUUGAUAAAAAUUAGUGGUUACAUCUCCACCGACAAGUAUAGUCACGUACCCCAAGUCUGUUAUGGUUCUGCUUUACAAGCCGCAAAAUUAGCGUUAGACACAGUAACUGGCGGGCAAGGUGGUAAGAUUAUUUGUUCUUUGAACAGCUUGCCAACGAUCGGCAACGGGAAUUUAUCGCUAAAAAGGGACAAUGCACACAUUGCUCAUGUUAAAUGCGACAAUGGGUUCUAUAAGAAAUUAGCAUCGGAUUUUUUGAAAUCCUACAUUUCUUUAGAUUUAUAUGUGACCAAUGCGGGAUUCAUUGAUAUGGCCACUGUGGGCCAUCCUGUAGAGAUGACUUCCGGUAUUUUGAAAUAUUAUCCCCACUUUCAACAAGAGACGGAUGCCUUCACUUUGGUUAACGACAUGGUUACAAAUGUCUCCAAUAUUGUUGGUUAUCAAGCUUUAUUGAAAGUUCGCUGUUCUACUGGGCUAUCUGUGGAACAGUACUACUGCGAUUCAUCUGAUAAUACGGAUCAUGAUCCAAUUAUUCCUGUAUUGACUAGAGAUACCACCUUAGAUGUCUUACUAAAAUAUGACAGUAAAAUAAAAACAGGAACCGAUGUUCAUUUCCAAACUGCAUUGUUAUAUACUGAUAUUGAUGGUGUCAGAAAAGUUCGUUCUAUUAACACGUCAGGUGCGGUAUCUAAUAACAUUCGUGAAAUUUUCAAGUUUAUAAAUCAAAAUCCUGUCAUGAGAAUAAUGAUCAAAGAUGUCAUAAAGACGCUCGGUGAUUGUGACUUUGUAAAGAUCAGAAGAUUAAUUGAUGACAAGAUGGUCGAAAUCUUGACCCAAUAUAGAGGAUUGGUUAGCAGUAACUCAUCAACGCAAUUGAUACUGCCGGAUUCUAUAAAGACAUUGCCUGCUUACAUGUUAGCAUUUGAAAAAAGCGAAUUAAUGAAGCCAAACGCUCAAAGUACCCGUGGUAAUGAACGAAUUUAUGAUUUAUUGAAGUACGAUUCAUUGAACUCAGCACAACUUUGCUACAAACUUUAUCCACAAAUUGUGCCAUUCCAUGUAUUAUUAGAGGAAACUGAUCUGACCUUUUACGAUGCUAAUGAUAAAUUAUUACAGAUCAACUCCAGCUCUAUUAAUAAUCUAUCUGUAAGAGCCUCACACUCUAAUUUCAUUAACGGCGGUUGCUACUUGAUUUUCCAAGGUGAUACUAUCUAUCUAUGGUUUAAUGAGAACACCAAUAGAAUGCUCUUGCAAGACCUGCUGUCAGUGGAUGAAUCCUUGCCCGUCAGCCAAAUUUCGUUAUUUAGUGGAACAUUGCCUGAGACGGGCACUAGUAUUAAUCAAAAGGCUUCAAACGUCAUUAAAAACUGGCAACAAGUAGUCAACAAGUCAUCAUUGCCGUUAGUCUUGUUGAGGCCUAAUGUUGAUCAAUAUUACAGUAAUGUGAUGAGUCAAUUGCUUUGCGAGGACAAGACCGUCAACAGAAUCGAAUCAUAUGACAAUUACUUGGUGAUAAUGCAUAAAAAAAUUCAAGAAAAACUUCAAAAAGACGAUUUCAUUAAAGUCUCGACUGCCGCAACUCACGAAAAUAUCCAUCAAAAAUUUGUGCAGUUUUGA
Molecule: messenger RNA, 2790 nt
Organism: Saccharomyces cerevisiae S288C
Lineage: Eukaryota; Fungi; Ascomycota; Saccharomycetes; Saccharomycetales; Saccharomycetaceae
Gene: SFB3
Product: Sfb3p
Exons: 1
Coding region: 1-2790 (929 amino acids)
Biological process (GO): endoplasmic reticulum to Golgi vesicle-mediated transport; intracellular protein transport
Cellular component (GO): COPII vesicle coat; Golgi membrane; cytoplasm
Molecular function (GO): zinc ion binding
Source: RefSeq, marked reviewed